AUGGCAGCGACAAAAGGAUAUGCGUUGCUCUGUCUGGAGAACCCUCUCCUUGACAUCCAAGGUCAAGGAGAUGAAGAAAUGCUGGCCCAAUACGGCUUGAAAGCCAAUGACGCAAUCCUCGCCGAAGAGAAGCACAUGCCCCUCUACGAAGACCUAUUGAACAACCGCAAAGCAGUGCAGAUACCCGGCGGCGCCGCGCAGAACACCGCUCGAGGCGCCCAGUACAUGCUGCCUCCCGAUUCGGUACUCUACAUUGGCGCAGUGGGGAAAGACAAAUAUGCAGACAUCCUGAAAGAAGCGUCGGCGAAGGAGGGCGUCAAGACAGAGUAUCUGGAGGUCGAGAGCGUGCCAACGGGGAAAUGUGGUGUCAUCAUCACAGGCCAUGAUCGAAGCAUGUGCACGCAUCUUGCGGCUGCGAACGAGUACAAAAUUGAUCAUUUGAAGAAGCCGGAGAUAUGGGCGUUGGUGGAAAAGGCCCAGGUGUAUUAUAUUGGUGGCUACCAUUUGACUGUGAGCCCGCCAGCCAUUGAGGCUCUGGGCGAAGAGGCGGCAAAGAACAAUAAGACCUUCGUGCUGAGUCUAAGUGCGCCAUUCAUCCCCACCGUAUUCAAGGAUCAGUUGGCAGCGACCAGCAGGUACUGGGACUAUCUGAUUGGUAACGAGACCGAGGCGAGAUGUUGGGCUGAGGGACAAGGAAAGGAGACGAGGGAUGUGAAGGAGAUUGCAAGAUUGAUAGCAGAACUGCCGAAGGCUAACGGGUCUCGCAAGAGGACUGUGGUCAUCACCCAGGGCACUGAGCCCACCGUCAUUGCUGUGCAGGGAGAGGAUGGAGUGUCGGAGUAUCCCGUGCACCCGAUAGCAAGCAGUGAGAUUUGCGAUACGAACGGUGCAGGGGAUGCAUUCGCAGGUGGUUUCGUUGCUGGCAUCGUUGAAGGGAAGACUUUGAAAGAGUCUGUAGACAUGGGUCAAUGGCUUGCAUCCUUGAGCAUCAGAGAGCUAGGACCUCAGCUUGACUUUCUAUUCCGUGUCGAUGACUGA
Messenger RNA from Bacidia gigantensis, 1038 nucleotides. RefSeq lists its product as uncharacterized. The transcript has 5 exons. The record is from RefSeq and is a predicted model, not a curated record. Lineage: Eukaryota; Fungi; Ascomycota; Lecanoromycetes; Lecanorales; Ramalinaceae. Bases 1 to 1038 code for a protein of 345 amino acids. Gene Ontology annotation, molecular function: adenosine kinase activity. Gene Ontology annotation, cellular component: cytosol; nucleus. Gene Ontology annotation, biological process: purine ribonucleoside salvage.